AUAAUAAGCGAAGAGGCGUUACGAUCGAAGUCCAAACUCUUUGCAACACUCAACUCUUUCUCAAUCAAAUCGACCAACAAACACAAGAACCAGAGAAGCCUUCCUCAAUUUCUCCGCCCCUCUUCCCUUUUAAACAAAUCUCUACAAACCCUAUAAAGCAACAUUACAUUUUCGUUUCAAAUUUGCCCAAUCUUUUGAUCUGUAAUAACCCCACAUCACCUCUUCAAUUUCACCAAAAAUGGCUUCGAUUUUUCAAACAGUCGGAGCUGUUACAUCUCUCUCGUCCAACGCCUCAUUCGACACCAAGAAAUUCCACCUUUCUUCUCGCAAAUCCUCUUCAGAAAGGAAAUCGAGUUUUCUUGUGGUUAGAUCUGAUGCUGCUAAGAUGAACACUGGUUUGAACAAAAUUGGGGGUAGAGCUGAUCAAUUGGUUACAAAUGCUGUUGCGACAAAACCUGACACUUCAGCAGCAUCUACUGCAUCCAAACCUGGGCACGAACUAUUACUCUUCGAAGCUCUAAGAGAAGGCCUCGAGGAAGAAAUGGAGCGGGACCCACAUGUAUGCAUAAUGGGAGAAGAUGUGGGCCACUACGGAGGCUCCUACAAAGUCUCAAAAGGUCUCGCCCCAAAAUACGGCGAUUUACGCGUUCUAGACACUCCAAUCGCCGAGAACGCUUUCACCGGAAUGGGAAUCGGAGCCGCCAUGACCGGAUUACGCCCCGUAAUCGAAGGAAUGAACAUGGGAUUCCUCCUCUUAGCCUUCAACCAAAUCUCCAACAACUGUGGAAUGCUCCAUUACACUUCCGGAGGGCAAUUCAAGAUUCCGGUUGUCAUCCGUGGGCCCGGUGGAGUCGGAAGACAGCUCGGUGCCGAACACUCUCAAAGAUUGGAAUCGUAUUUCCAAUCCAUCCCUGGAAUCCAAAUGGUGGCAUGCUCGACUCCUUACAAUGCCAAAGGGUUAAUGAAAGCUGCGAUUCGUAGUGAUAAUCCUGUGAUUCUUUUUGAACAUGUUUUGUUGUAUAAUUUGAAGGAAACGAUUCCCGAUGAGGAAUAUGUUUUGAAUCUUGAGGAAGCGGAAAUGGUGAGACCAGGGGAACAUGUGACGAUUUUGACGUAUUCGAGGAUGAGGUAUCAUGUGAUGCAAGCGGCGAAGACUUUGGUCAACAAAGGGUUUGACCCCGAAGUGAUUGAUAUUCGUUCGUUGAAGCCGUUUGAUCUUCAUACGAUUGGGAAUUCGAUUAAGAAGACUCAUCGCGUGAUUAUUGUGGAGGAAUGUAUGAGAACAGGUGGAAUUGGGGCGAGUUUAACUGCGGCUAUUAAUGAGAAUUUUCAAGAUUAUUUGGAUGCGCCGAUUGUGUGUUUAUCUUCACAGGAUGUGCCGACGCCGUAUGCGGGGACGUUGGAGGAGUGGACGGUGGUUCAGCCACCGCAGAUUGUGGCGGCGGUGGAGCAGCUUUGUCGGUGAAAGAGAUGAAGGAUAAAAAAGUCAAUUUAUAUCGGUUUUCUAUCGGUUUUGUUUUGGUUUAUGUGGGGAUUAUGGUUAUGGAACUAAAAGCUCGUUGAUGUUUCUAGUUUGUUUGAACUUGUUUUUUUUCUGUGUUUGGCCUAUGAUGAUUUGGAUAGUCCAUUUGUUCUAUACGAGUUUUUAUAUUUUGCAAA
Lactuca sativa (garden lettuce) is the source of this 1659-nucleotide messenger RNA. Its product is annotated as pyruvate dehydrogenase E1 component subunit beta-3, chloroplastic. NCBI's taxonomy places the organism in Eukaryota, Viridiplantae, Streptophyta, Magnoliopsida, Asterales, Asteraceae. The record is from RefSeq and is a predicted model, not a curated record.